CAGUGUGACCGCGGCCCACUCGCACGUAAACAUGAUCAGCAUAGUAAUCGUACUAGUCAGCCUCGCGCUGUUUUACUAUUACAGCAUAAAGUCUUUCAAAUAUUGGGAAACUAAGGGCAUCAAAAAUGACAAGCCCGUACCGCUCUUCGGUACCAACCUGAGAAAUUUUUUGGUAAAGAAAAGUAUGACCGAACUCGCAACCGAAGCCUAUUGGAAAUAUCCCAAUGAGAAAGCCGUGGGCUUUUACAGAGCGGUAAGACCGGAGCUGGUGGUCAGAGAUCCUGAACUGAUAAAACGUAUUCUUAUCACAGAUUUCUUGCACUAUUACCCACGUGGUCUCAAUUCCCAGAGGAAGGUAUUCGAACCCAUGAUGCGCAAUUUGUUCUUCGCGGACGGUGACAUGUGGAGGCUGCUGCGACAGCGCCUGACGCCUGCGUUCACCAGCGGCAAGUUGAAGGCCAUGUUCCCGCUGAUCGUGGAGCGCGCAGAGAAGCUGCAGGCGCGUGCCCUCUCCGCCGCUGCUGCCAGCCGCACCAUCGACGCACGUGACCUCAUGGCGCGCUACACCACCGACUUCAUCGGCGCCUGCGGCUUCGGGCUCGACGCAGACUCGCUCAACGAGGAAGACUCUGCAUUCAGGAAACUAGGAACCAAAAUAUUUCAACCUAAUUUAAAGGACAUCUUAGUUUUACUAAUGAAAUCCGCUUUCCCUAGCAUCGGCAGACACUUCAACAUAUUACAGAGAAUUGAACAUGAUAUGUUGCAUUUAACUAAACAAAUUCUGAAGGAGAGAAAUUAUGAACCCGCAGGUAAAAAUGAUUUCGUCGACUUGUUGCUUGAAUGUAGAAAAAAGGGAUUAAUAGUUGGCGAAUCAAUUGAGCGCAAGAAAGAAGACGGAACCCCCGACACGGCGACCCUAGAGUUGGACGACAUCAUUAUGGCCGCACAAAUUUUUGUAUUUUUCGCUGCGGGCUUCGAAACUUCAUCGUCCGCUACAAGUUUCACAUUACACCAGCUUGCACAUAAUCCUGAAAUACAGCAAAAGGUUCAAGACAAUAUUGAUAAAGUACUCGCUAAACACAACAACAAACUGAGCUAUGACGCCGUUAAAGAAAUGACUUAUUUAGAUUGGACAUUCAAAGAAGGCAUGAGAAUGUUCCCAUCGCUAGGGUUCUUGAUGAGAGAAUGCAUCGGUACAACUCCCGUGCCCGAGCUAAACACGACGCUGGACCGAGGUGUGAGAAUAUUUAUACCAAUUCAGGCACUACAGAUGGAUCCCCAAUAUUUUGAUAAACCUGAAGAAUUCCGGCCGGAGAGAUUUAGCCCAGAGGAAGUCGGCAAUAUCAACAAAUAUGUCUACAUGCCAUUCGGAGCGGGACCCCGUGCUUGUAUCGGUGAGCGGCUGGGUCUGAUGCAGUCUCUGGCUGGUCUGGCAGCCAUACUGUCGCGGUUCACGGUGUCACCAGCGCCAGAGACUAAGCGGAAACUAGAAGUGGACGCGGCCUCUGGCAUCAUUCAGAACGUUAAAGGCGGACUACCACUACUGUUCAAGGAGAGGAAAGUGACGUGAUGUGGCUGUUACAUGUAGUUAUUGUGACUUUCUCAUUAUUGACAUUAAGUAUAGCUAUUGUUAUAUAGAUAGGUGUAAAAAAUAUACUUUUAUAUCCCGUAUUUGAGUAUUUUAGAAAUAUAGCCGUGAGAAUAAGCUCAUGUAUAUAUUUCUAAAAAUUAAAAGACCGAAGACUUAUGCAAUGUCAUCUAAAAUGCUGAAGCAUUAGUGAUAUCUAUACAACU
Molecule: messenger RNA, 1794 nt
Organism: Achroia grisella
Lineage: Eukaryota; Metazoa; Arthropoda; Insecta; Lepidoptera; Pyralidae
Product: cytochrome P450 6B5-like
Exons: 2
Coding region: 32-1570 (512 amino acids)
Molecular function (GO): heme binding; iron ion binding; monooxygenase activity
Source: RefSeq, a predicted model, not a curated record